Messenger RNA from Gambusia affinis (western mosquitofish), 808 nucleotides. Its product is annotated as FH1/FH2 domain-containing protein 3-like. NCBI's taxonomy places the organism in Eukaryota, Metazoa, Chordata, Actinopteri, Cyprinodontiformes, Poeciliidae. Gene Ontology annotation, cellular component: cytoskeleton; cytoplasm. The transcript has 3 exons. Gene Ontology annotation, molecular function: actin filament binding. The record is from RefSeq and is a predicted model, not a curated record. Gene Ontology annotation, biological process: sarcomere organization; actin filament network formation; cardiac myofibril assembly. The coding region runs from base 365 to 808 and encodes 147 amino acids.
CUCAGUCAGAGAGGGGUGGGAUGGAUUAGGCUCAGACAGACAGCAGACCGGCUGUCCCAGCCAGGCUGCGCUGAUCCUUCACUCUCCGCUUUGCUCCCUCCUCUUCAUCACCGGCCACCUGCCUCUCCGAGAAUAACUCCCGACCGCUCAGGACCGAGCGAGCCUCGCCGCAGACGGAGAAAGGGCGACAUCCCCCCACAUUCGCUCCGGGCGUUCUUGGCGACGGGGAUUUGUCGUCGUUACCGGCUGAGGAGCGCUCCUGCUUCUCCUACCACCCUCCACCCUCAAAACCUCUCGACUGCCCUCCUACCCUCUACCCUGCCCCGUCCGUCCCCUCAGAAGAAGCCACUUGCAUGGAUGCAGCAUGGCCACGUUCGUCUGCAGGGUUCAGUUUUUAGAUGACACCGAUCCGUUCAACAGCACUAACUUUCCAGAGCCGACCAGACCCCCGGUGUACACCUUCCGGGAGGACAUCCCCCUCAUCAACCAGCUAGCGGGCGUCCAUCGGCUCCUCAAAGCUCCACACAAGCUCGACGAUUGCACACUUCAGCUGUCCCACAAUGGGACCUACCUGGACCUGGAGUCCUCGCUGGCCGAGCAAAGGGACGAGCUGGAGGGGUUUCAGGCGGACGAUGCAGGGUCCAGAGGGAAGAAGCACAGUGUUAUAUUGCGGACCCAGCUGACCGUCCGUGUUCAUGCCUGCAUCGGUGAGUGCUGUAUGAUGAGUUUCUGCUUUUGUGCGACACUCUUUAUUUCUCCUGACGCUCUCACACACACACACACACACACACACACACGUGUCACCUGA